Messenger RNA from Daphnia pulex (common water flea), 1218 nucleotides. It is a transcript of the gene dbe, whose product is annotated as KRR1 small subunit processome component homolog. NCBI's taxonomy places the organism in Eukaryota, Metazoa, Arthropoda, Branchiopoda, Diplostraca, Daphniidae. The record is from RefSeq and is a predicted model, not a curated record. Gene Ontology annotation, molecular function: RNA binding. The transcript is spliced from 2 exons. Bases 145 to 1170 code for a protein of 341 amino acids. Gene Ontology annotation, cellular component: small-subunit processome; nucleolus.
AUGGCAGACGACAUUUCUUGUAUCGUCAUUGUAAAAUUGUGCGCAGUAAGAGAGAGGACACGUGGGAUACUGUUCUUGACAGUUACGGGCGUUUCUCAGUUAUUUUAAAUUUCAGUAGAAAGAUCUCGAUCAGACAAUUCGAAAAUGAGUGACCCUAUUAACGAAGAAGAAGUAAUUCCCGAGGGGGGAAUAGUUAACGCAUGGAAAAUGAAGCUACCUGAGUUCAAACAAGAGCACAAUCCUCAUGGCCUUUUAGAAGAAAGUUCAUUUGCAACACUAUUUCCAAAAUACAGAGAAGUCUAUCUCAGAGAAUGUUGGCCUCUUGUUAAGAAAGCCCUUGGCGAAUACAAUAUAAAAGCUGAACUCGAUGUAAUUGAAGGUAGUAUGACUGUGAAGACCAGCAGAAAAACAUGGGAUCCCUACAUCAUUUUGAAGGCUCGUGAUAUGGUAAAGUUACUUGCAAGAAGUGUUCCAUAUGAACAAGCAGUCAAAAUCCUGAAUGAUGAUGUUGCUUGUGAUAUUAUCAAAAUCGGAACCCAGACCCAGAAUAAAGACCGUUUUGUUAAAAGAAGACAAAGAUUGAUUGGACCAAAUGGAUCUACUCUUAAAGCUUUGGAAUUACUGACAAAUUGCUAUAUCCUUGUUCAGGGAAAUACAGUCUCAGCUGUUGGACCAUAUCGGGGAUUGCAGCAAGUUCGAAGAGUGGUGGAAGACACAAUGGAAAACGUUCAUCCUAUUUAUCACAUCAAGGCCCUUAUGAUAAAAAGGGAACUUGCAAGAGAUGAAAAGUUAAAGAAUGAAUCAUGGGAGCGCUUCCUACCUACAAUUCCACACAAGAACACGAGCAAGAGAAAGCAACCUGCCAAGAAGCGUGCUAAGAAGGAAUAUACCCCUUUCCCUCCUGCACCACCAGAAAGCAAGGUGGACAAAUUGUUGGCUACUGGCGAGUACUUCUUAAAAGAGGAUCAGCGUAAACAACGCAAGAAGAACGAAAAUCAAGAAAAGCAAGAGCAAGCUGAAGUACGAAGAAAGGAACGUCGAGAAAGUGCGUUUAUUCCCCCUCAAGAACCAAGCACAUCGUCUGGAGCUAAGGAUUCGACCUCUGACAUUAACGUGGAAGAGUUGAAAAACAAAAUCCGCAAAGGCCAAGCAAAACGUAAACAUGUGUAAAAUCCAAACGAAAUUCCCAACUGACUGAAAUAAAGACGGUAAAUAAUG